Molecule: messenger RNA, 2069 nt
Organism: Marchantia polymorpha subsp. ruderalis
Lineage: Eukaryota; Viridiplantae; Streptophyta; Marchantiopsida; Marchantiales; Marchantiaceae
Source: the annotation of a GenBank genome assembly
UUGUGCAUCAUAUUCUCCAUGAAGCAAAGACCACCAGUCUUAAACCCCAGUCGUGGAAGGAAUAUUCUUAGUCAAACCCUGCAGUAUUGCUGCGAGGUCUACCAUCGGUGGUUUAUUCGUUACGAAGGUACUGACAAGCGUGAAGGAUGCGAGGCUGAUGUCGAAGGCCAAAGGAGCAAUACAGAGGAAUUCGAUCCACACUGAAACUGCGCUCGAUUGAAAGAAAUGCACUGCAGUGUCUUCUGUGUGUAUGUGCUUUGUGACCAAAACUACUAAUUAGUCGAUCUAUUGCUCUGCGGGGUUCGUCGUGGAUCGAUUCCUUGCUCUUAGGUGUGAAAGAUUUCUGUCGCAGAUGCUGGAAGUGACUUUCUGGGACGUGUGACGGUAACCCGGAGAUAUGAAUUUCAAGAAAGAUGUUUCUGUGGCUUCUUGGGAAUCCGAGAAAGGACUUGCUGAAGUCACAGUGAAGAAGGGCAAAUUGUGGUGUAGUAUGGGUAUCAUCAGAAGCAGUAAACUCUACUGCAAUAUUGAGGAAUCCAUGUACUUGGCAGGUUUAGGGAGCCUAGUCAUGCUCAACGACGAGAGAAUCAUGUCGGAUGACGAAAUUUGCAGUCUGUUACUCUUUCCUGGUCACGGUUGUUCUUGGGCCGCAUAUCAAACUUUUGCUUAUUUGAAACGUCUAGGUUACAUUGUGGGUCGAUAUGAUGUUUUGUGGACUACUUCUCGCAAACAAGAGAAAUUUCCAUCUCUUCAGUCAGAUGUCGAAACGGACUUGUCAUCAAAAGCUGAGGAACUCAUAUUGCCUUCAAAUACUCUGAAAAGUGUCGUCAAGUCGAGUUCGAGAGAAGUACAAUUUCCAUUAUCUGAUACGAUGGAUGAGGUCAACUGCGACAUGAUUCUGACGAGGACAGGCGCAGAAAGUUCCAUGAACCCUAGUCUAGAGGAGAAGUAUGGGAAUGACUCGGCUUCUCUUCCAUGUGAUAUUGGGAGGUCAAAUUAUCCUCGAGAGGACUCGGAAGCAGGUCUAGAGGACUUACAGUCUCUUUCUGUGCUGAAUUUGAACAAGGAUGAAGAUACGUCUCUUUCUGUGCUGAAUUUGAAGAAGGAUGAAGAUACGUGUGAUCAACCUAUGUUCGAUGUAUUUCUGCCUAACGGCCGAUUCAAAAAGUCGGUACCAGGCCCACCAACCUUUAGGCUCUGUAUGUCUAGCAAUCACCCGCCGAAGCCGAGUGAUAUUCGUACUAUGGAGCACAAUUGCGGCGGAGUACCUUUCAAAUAUGUCGUUGUUGAGUGUGGGCAUAUCUCCAUCUUUUCUUUUGAUACGGUAUCUCUUCCCGACUUACCAUGAUCCAUAAUCAGCUCUGCUUCAAGGCCCACGAUCUGAGAUAGCAGUUUUCCUUCAUCGUCCAGCUACGAAGUUGGAGUUGGUGGGAACUCGACCAUCAAACGUUGAGUUAAUACAGCCGAGCAAGUCGCCAGGGUUUGUCAUCGAAUCUUGCAAACUUGGUGGAAAUGUAAUGUGCCAUAAUUGUGCUUACUACUCAGAAAGAAGGCCUCGAAUGACCUCACUAAGCAGGUAACGUGCAGUGUUCAGGCAGUUUGCGUUCUCAAAGUUGUAAUAUCACCAUUCGUAUUCUGUGAGAGGAUGCCCUGUCCACACCAUCACUCAACUGUGGAAUGAGGCAUGCCGCCUUUAUUUAUUCAGGAUAUACCAGGUCGUAGUAAACAAGGAGAAGGGACUCUCUCUCGAGUGCAACAUCUUUCGUAUUAGCCUAGCUUGCAGCAUUUUCUUACUCUCUUCUAAUGGAUCCUUAUUCAAAUAAGGAUCCAUCAAAGACAACAUUAACCAUAUUGUCUUGAUUGUCCAAAAUGCUCAUUUAUGUAAAUCUUUCAAGCAUGCAAGUGACUAGAAAUUACAGUAGCAAUUACAAAGAGUUCAGCACCGCGAUUUGUGAAAACUCCUAUGACUGCAUUACAUCUGUACGUCACAGGCGAUUAAGCAGCUUGGUCGAUUACCAAAAAAUUACAGUCCCUACAAGGGCAAACACCCUAUCGUUGUGAAGCAAUGC